GUACUUUAGCUUCGACUGGUCCUUCCUCACCCACUCACACAACACACUCGCUGCCGUCUACUUUUAUUACCUCAAAAAUUCAGCUCGUACACACAGAGAGAAGAGAUUUGUAAUUAUAGCUUUUGAAUUGAAGAGUUGAUGUGAUGACUUGUUGACUGAUUGGUAGAUCAACGGCUGAAAAGGGUGCAAGGGAUGAGGAGGUUAAUUGGAGUAUCUGCUGCUUCAGAGUAGAGAAAGAUUUUUCAUUUCGAAAUUUAAUUUGACAGGUCUGUUUCUGGUUGAGUUUGCUGAUUUGUACCAUGGGUGUCUCAGGAAAAUGGAUUAGGGCACUGGUUGGUUUAAAAAAGUCAGAAAAGUCACCUUCUUCAGAAAAGGAUGAAAAUAGGGCAGCAGCUAGCAAGUUUCGGCAUCGGAGAAAGCACUCAGUGGAGAUUGAUACUGAUAAACUUCAGGAUGAAUUUGAUCAGAAUGCUGCUCCACUAGUUGGAGAUGCUAAUAUAAAUGUGAUUGCAGAGACUGUUGGCUCUCCAUCAUAUUCACUGCAAGUGCAAAAUAUAGUUCAUGAUCAACAAAACUUGAGAGAAGAAUGGGCUGCAACACGCAUCCAAACAGCUUUUCGUGGAUUUUUGGCUAGAAGGGCUUUAAGAGCAUUGAAAGGGUUAGUGAGACUUCAAGCCCUUGUCAGAGGUCAUGCAGUGAGAAAACAAGCUGCAAUAACUCUUCGCUGCAUGCAAGCUUUAGUAAGAGUUCAGGCCCGUGUCCGAGCAAGGCGUGUUCGAUUGGCAUUGGAAAGUCAAACAGCACAACAUAAACUUCAGCAACAACUUGCGAAUGAGGCUCGUGUUCGAGAAAUAGAGGAAGGAUGGUGUGACAGUGUAGGAUCAGUUGAAGAAAUUCAAGCCAAGUUGCUCAAGAGGCAGGAGGCUGCUGCUAAGCGUGAGAGAGCCAUGGCAUAUGCUCUUGCUCACCAGUGGCAGGCAGGCUCAAGACAGCAGUCUGCUCCUUCUGGAUUUGAACCUGAUAAAAGCAGCUGGGGAUGGAAUUGGUUGGAGAGAUGGAUGGCUGUCCGUCCCUGGGAAAAUCGCUUUCUUGACAUUAAUCUUAAAGAUGGAGUAAUGAUACGUGAGAAUGAAUCUGCUGAGACUAACAAUGGCUCCAAAUCUCAGAUAAAAUCUUCUGGCAAGAAACCGCUUUCAUCAAAUCUUCACUCCAACCUUUUAAGUCAGAAAACAGUUCCAUCUCAGUCUGAAGGGAGUAGUUCUCCUGGUAUAUCAGUGGGCAUGCUAGAGGCAUCCACAACACAGUUUGCCAAGCCAAAGUCCAAGCCACCUCUUGAAGAUCUAAUUGAAGAAGUCAACUCAAGGCCUGCUGGCGUUGGUGCCAGAUCCCACAGCAAUCCAAAAGAGAGAUCCACUCAAUCAGAUAAACCAGGAAAGAAGCGCUUGUCUCUUCCUAACAAUGCGGCCGGGGCUCAUGGGACUCAGACAAAAAGGGUUGUAAGAUCUGCUGCUAAAGUGACACCAGGCUCUCAUAAACCCAUCAAUAGUAAAUCCAAGACUAAUGGAAAAGGAGAUUCAAACCCGACAAAAUCUGUUCCGGUGUCUGUUGAUCUGUAGCGAAUCCAUUCAGGUACUCCUGUUUCCAUAUGUAUAGAUAGAGUCACAUUACGAGGUGGGUGAAAUCACAUUGCAUAUAUUCCAUUCAAGAAAUCGGUGGUUUUACCAUAGCAGAGUUGGUUUCACAGUGGGAGGGUUGUGGAGAGUCGCCGGACAUGUCCCAGAAUAAGAUUAGCAGAUAUAAUGUGACUUGUAUUCAUCUUUCAUUUAUGUGUUAAUUAUGUGAUUAUAUAUUAUUUAUUUUCAAAUGAAUUAUUUCCGGAGCAGCUGUUGUUUCAGAUUAAUGUCUUUCUGGGUUUUCUUUUCUCCAUUAUCAGCUUCUCAACGAUCAUGUAUUUGUUCUUGUGAUGGGAUUAUACAUAAUAGAUGAGAUUAAGUAUUGGUAAAAGAAUCCUGGGUUGAGAGGAUUUGUAAUUAGUAAUCGCCAGUGUCUGGUGGAUUGAACUCUAUACAAGUUAAUGUAUUUUUUUAUUCUUUCUGAA
Messenger RNA from Pistacia vera, 2098 nucleotides. RefSeq names its product protein IQ-DOMAIN 1-like. The transcript has 8 exons. Bases 300 to 1616 code for a protein of 438 amino acids. The record is from RefSeq and is a predicted model, not a curated record. Gene Ontology annotation, molecular function: protein binding. Lineage: Eukaryota; Viridiplantae; Streptophyta; Magnoliopsida; Sapindales; Anacardiaceae.